AUGCGUGGAUACCAUAGCCACUUCUCAAGAACAAUAGCAUCGGCUAAAAAUCUGACAGAAGCGGAAGGUGCCCAUACUCUAACAAGCCAGAUGAGAGAAUUUGGACAAGUCAAGAGAUACUAUAACAAGUUGAUCGACGCUACGAUCGAACUCCAAGAUAUCGACCCGUCCAACAUAGAUGUAUACGGAGAGGAGUUAGAUAAGGAUCGUGUUCGUUUUGACGAAAUAAGUGUUAUGGUCGCAAAGAGAUUGGCAUUGGCAAGCAACGGACAAAGGAAUCAUUCACCGAUAUAUACAAACGAAACCCCAAAGACAUUUCGCAUCAAUGAAGCGUUGAAGCCGGAUAUCUUGAACAAAGACGCGACGCCACUAGAACUGCGGCAGUGGAUGGACUCAUUUGAGGCUUACUAUGCCUCAAAUAAAAUGGAAUCACUGACAAUCAUCGAACAGCAAGCCAAGUUCCACCCAUUCCCAAGUUCACGAGAAAUACUUCAAGGGAUACGCUCCGAUUCACUAUUUCGCAAAGCUCGAUGCCUUGCAGGGCUAUCAUCAGAUCGCCCUCGAUGA
Paramuricea clavata is the source of this 567-nucleotide messenger RNA. The record is from the annotation of a GenBank genome assembly. Lineage: Eukaryota; Metazoa; Cnidaria; Anthozoa; Malacalcyonacea; Plexauridae.